Messenger RNA from Hydatigera taeniaeformis, 501 nucleotides. The record is from the annotation of a GenBank genome assembly. Lineage: Eukaryota; Metazoa; Platyhelminthes; Cestoda; Cyclophyllidea; Taeniidae.
AUGGACACUGAGAAGGCCGCCCUAACAUCCAUUACUGCACAUGUUAGAAUCCGACCACCAUCUAGUGGUAGCCUCAAGGUAUUAGCAUCGGCGGCAUUAGUUGACGAUGACAGACGCAAGUGUGUCCCACUUAUUUCAACAUCACUGGUAGAACGAACGCAGUUCUUCAGUGUGAAAGCAAAUACAAGGGCGGAGCUGGCAGGUUUUAGUUUCUAUGUGGAUCGAGUGCACCAUAUGCUGCUUCGCGGCAACUGCGCGCAGUGCGUAAGUGAUAAAUCACCGGUCUGCCUGGAUGCUGUGCUCGAGUACCUGGUCGCUGAUUUGGUGGAUGUAGCGAGUGGCGUAGCCGUCGACAAUGAGAUAGGGUGUAUGUUCCCUCGUCACAUGCAUUUGGUUAUUUGCGAAGACAAGGAGCUGAACAACUUGGCGGCGAAUAUGGCCACGCCACCCCAUGGCGUGAAGACGGUUGGGGGUGGUGCUGCUGGCCAUGAAAAUAGAUAA